AUGGCGACUGUAUACCCCCCCGAGACCACCGACGGCGUCGUGACGUCGUGGGUGCCGCUUACAACCAUCUUCACGCCGUCCCUCGGAUGCGAGAGCAAGUUCCGCCUUGACGGGCCGAGCCUCGUCGCCUACGACCCAGGCUACGGCCUGGACAUUGACUCGAGAGUCAAGUGCGCGCCGCCGGCCGUGACCACGUGGUGGGAGCAGGGCCGGCUGGGCGGCGGCGACGAUGCCGGACACACCGCCGUCAGUCUGGGGCCGCUGACCUGCCCCAGCGCGUGGACGACCGUGGCGUCGUGGGUCCGGGCCUCGAGCACGCAGGUCAUGUGCUGCCCGCCGGAUUACUUCCUCGCGCACGGCGUCCCCGGUUCCGUGGUCGGAGACUGCCUGUCUAGCGUCACCAAGGGCGCGGUUCUGACCUUUGCAUCGACCCCGCCGGGGGCGUCGAAUGCCUGGUCCAUCGCCACGACAACGCUGACUGGGAGCUCCACGGUAGGCGCCAUCGCGGUGGUGGGAUGGAACAUAGCGCUGCAGACCUCCAAGACAUCAUUCACGUCCAUCACAUCCACCACGUCUUCAUCCACGUCCACAUCCACAUUCACAUCAACCGCAACCACAACCUCUCCGUUCGUCACAACGGCAACCUCCAGCGGCGCCACAGCCGGGCUCGCGAACAACGGAGGCACCGCUCCAAGCGGUAGCUCACCAGGCCUGACGACCGGCGGAGCCGUCGGCCUCGGCGUAGGCGUCAGCAUAGGCGUCCUCGGCCUCGCCGCCCUGCUCGCGGCGCUGUAUCUGAUACGGUCAAGGAGGCAAAAGGCGGAGGCGGCAGCGGGACCGGGAGCGGGAGCGGCAGGAGGAGUUUCACACCCGCCGGCCGGCGGUGGCUUACCGCCACCGCCGCCGUCGCCGACCGCGAAACCGGCGGAAGUUUACGCCACCCACGAGCUCGCGUCCGUGGCCGCGUACCAGGAACUCCCCGCCUCGCAGACUUACCGUUCGCCGCAUGAGUUGGCCUAG
Molecule: messenger RNA, 1020 nt
Organism: Thermothielavioides terrestris NRRL 8126
Lineage: Eukaryota; Fungi; Ascomycota; Sordariomycetes; Sordariales; Chaetomiaceae
Exons: 2
Coding region: 1-1020 (339 amino acids)
Source: RefSeq, a predicted model, not a curated record